UAGUUAAAAGCGCAUCAUGAAAGUCAAAGCAAUGCUCUGGGCGCUGCUGGUGGUCGUCCUUGCGACAGGAUACAGUGAUGCCAACAAAAUCACGAGCUGUCACAGCUGCAGCGGCAUCAACUGCCAGCGAACGGGAGUGUCUCUGGUGCAGAAGUGCGUCGACUCGCUGGAUUACUGCGUGACCAUCUACGAGAAUUCCAAAGUCCUGUAUAAAGGCUGCUCCCUGGAAAUACCAGCUAAACUGCGCCAUCGCUGUGAUUCACCUCACGAUGAUUCGUGCUUCAAGUGCAACUCGGACAACUGCAACAACGUGGGCUCCAUGAGGUUCGCCUGUGUGCAGUGCGACUCCAGCAAGGACGCCAACUGCGCCGAGAACGCAACCAGUUUGAGGCCAACCGUGUGCACAGCUCCAACCGCUCCCAACUCCUACUGCUAUGUGAAGGCCUCUGGCUCGGGCAGCAACAUUCAGCGCGGUUGCUCAACCACGGUGACCGAUCAGCAGAGCUGCCUCCAGGAUGCCAACUGCCUGCUCUGCUCCUCCGGCGAUAUUCGUGCCUGCAACAGCUUGAAUAUUACAUUCGAUUCAAAUGCCGGCAAUCGCUUCAUUCGCUUUCUGCGCUAGUCUUAAUGUUGCUAAAAAA
Drosophila navojoa is the source of this 641-nucleotide messenger RNA. RefSeq lists its product as uncharacterized. The record is from RefSeq and is a predicted model, not a curated record. Lineage: Eukaryota; Metazoa; Arthropoda; Insecta; Diptera; Drosophilidae.